Messenger RNA from Staurois parvus, 309 nucleotides. NCBI's taxonomy places the organism in Eukaryota, Metazoa, Chordata, Amphibia, Anura, Ranidae. The record is from the annotation of a GenBank genome assembly.
UUAGCGACUUAUAGCGGGACUGCGGGGACGGCGGCGGGCAUUCUGACACUGGGGGGGGGGGGAUACUGACUAACUGCAACUGACAUCCCAAUGACACUAAUACAGUGAACAGUGCUAAUAAAAAAUACUGACACUGUACUAAUGACACUGGGCAGGAAGGGGUUAACAUCUGGGGCGAUGAAAGGGUUAACUGUGUGCUGUGUGUGUGUUUUACUGAAAACAUGCUGCUGUGUAUUUCUCUGCUGUGUACAUAUAAGUGAUCACAUAUACUUUGUUCUCUUCUGCAUAAAGGGAGGAGAAACAGUAGCA